Molecule: messenger RNA, 576 nt
Organism: Nothoprocta perdicaria
Lineage: Eukaryota; Metazoa; Chordata; Aves; Tinamiformes; Tinamidae
Gene: NPC2
Product: NPC intracellular cholesterol transporter 2
Exons: 4
Coding region: 1-420 (139 amino acids)
Biological process (GO): intracellular cholesterol transport; cholesterol efflux
Molecular function (GO): cholesterol binding
Source: RefSeq, a predicted model, not a curated record
AUGGGGGCGGCGCCGCUGCCCCGACGCGAGAAGUCUCUGCUCCUCCUUGCAGGUUCCAAAGAUGGAAGCAUCCAAGAGGUGAACGUGAGCCCGUGUCCCACGCAGCCGUGCCAGCUCCACAAGGGGACAUCCUACAGCAUCAACGUUACCUUCUCCAGCAAAAUCGAGAGCCAGGGCAGCCAAGCAAAGGUGUAUGGGGAGAUGCUGCAUGUGGACAUACCCUUUCCCAUUCCUGAACCUGACGGAUGCAAGUCUGGGAUCCAGUGCCCCAUUCAGAAGGGCCAUUCCUACAGCUACCUGAACAAACUCCCCGUGAAGAGCGAGUACCCCAGUAUUAAGCUGAUUGUGAAGUGGGUMCUAGUAGAUGAUCAAGACCAGAUGCUGUUCUGUUGGAAGAUACCGGUGCAGAUCACCAGCUGAGAAGCCCUAGCUAGCAGGGCUCGGGGAGGGGAGAAACAGAGAGAAGAUGACACAGACCAAAUUCUUUUAUAUAAUAAGCAUUUCUUACUGCUUCCUUGAGAGCUCUACAGCCUYGGAGCAGCCACUACUGUAUUCCUGCAAGGUCAGCGGUGGGCA